Molecule: messenger RNA, 1078 nt
Organism: Paraphaeosphaeria sporulosa
Lineage: Eukaryota; Fungi; Ascomycota; Dothideomycetes; Pleosporales; Didymosphaeriaceae
Exons: 2
Coding region: 256-741 (161 amino acids)
Source: RefSeq, a predicted model, not a curated record
UACCCUAUAGGAUCAGCUAUUCGCUAUCGUAGAUUAGCACUGGAGAGAGCCACAAGCUGUUGGACAUGUCAACGGCGUUCAGAGUGGAGCGCCUGUUGGCGUCAGAGUUCAGAAACCAGGAAUCCAUCCCUCCAGUUUCACAGCGGUCGGAGCACCUCGUAUUGAGAAGCUGAACGCCCAGCCACGCGCGUCGCAAGCCCCUCUGCGAAAUCAACUGCCCCAGCACCUCCUUCUUCUUCUAUAACCAUAGUAGUCAUGUUAUCGCAACGAGGCAUCGCAGUGCGCCCCGGUGCAAUCGACUUCUCCGCGCUCACUGGUCUUGCGCCCUCAUCCCUCGUAGCGCGCGCCUCUGCAGCCGACACAACUCGAAGAAUCUGGAUAAUCACAGGCGUCGUUAUGCUCGUCAGUCUCAUCAUCAUCGGCAUCUUCUGCGCCGUUGUGCUGUGCCUCAUGCACAAGAAGAAGAGGCAGCGGCAGAAACAGCGCAUUGAUCUGGGCGCGUCGAACGCGAACCAUAGGUACCGUCCUGUGGAUAACAUGGAGCUGGAAUAUGGAGGCGUGCAGGAGUUGCCGGCAGAAAACAGCUUUGGUGGCGGUGGGGCAAAGUCAGAGUUGAGGAGUGACUUCAACGAGGUCCCGAGAGUACAGCAGUUGGAUGGGUUUGUGGCGGCGCCGAAACCGAGUGCGCUGCCAGCGGAGUUGCCCUCGGCUACUUCAUACAAGAACGACUACCACAGAUGAGGCUCGGGGUUCGUAUGUGAAAUUCAUCGCAUGCGUUGCACAACAGGAAUCCAUCUCGGCCAGCCCAAGUCGUGUCGGGUUUGCAGGGCGGCAAGCUUGACAGUGCCCCCGCGUUGCAUCGCCAGCCGUGGGAAGAGGCUCAACUCGUGGACUACACGAGUCUUCGAUUCCGACGAUAGCCAACGGCGUUGGUGGUCAGGUAGGCUGCGCCAAUGGUUCUAGGUAUUCUUCAUAGGAGGCUGCAGCGAUUCGUCGAACCGUUUGCACUUGCGGCAGAUCCAAUCAAGGACGUGGUGUACCAAUGCGAGGCUAUGACCAAUACAACACCUUCCAUGCU